This is a messenger RNA of Egretta garzetta (little egret), 687 nucleotides long. RefSeq names its product phospholipase A2 group XIIB (gene PLA2G12B). Gene Ontology annotation, biological process: phospholipid metabolic process; cholesterol homeostasis; triglyceride homeostasis. The transcript is spliced from 4 exons. The record is from RefSeq and is a predicted model, not a curated record. Lineage: Eukaryota; Metazoa; Chordata; Aves; Pelecaniformes; Ardeidae. Gene Ontology annotation, cellular component: extracellular region. Bases 79 to 687 code for a protein of 202 amino acids. Gene Ontology annotation, molecular function: calcium ion binding; A2-type glycerophospholipase activity.
GCACCAGCUCACUCCCACUCCUCCCUGCCUGCACAUCUGCCUGGACGAGGGCUCCGGGGCCUGGAUCCGGACUGCAGCAUGCGGCUGCUUUUCGAGGCAGCGGUUCUGUGCCUGACCCUGGGCUUCGGGCGAUGCGCCAAGGAAACACCACAGGAGAACACCGUCCACCAAACUCCCCAGGCGGAGUCAUCCUAUUCAGAGUGGGGCAUCGGGGCCAUCCGGGACAGCUUCGAAAUGGUUAACAGCUACUUUGACUCCUUCUUGGAACUGCUUGGGGGAAAAAACGGCGUUUGUCAGUACAGAUGUCGAUACGGGAAGGCUCCAAUGCCGCGACCUCACUACAAACCCCAAGAACCCAACGGCUGUAGCUCCUAUUUUCUGGGGCUCAAGGUACCCGAAAGUCUAGAUUUGGGCAUCCCUGCCAUGACCAAGUGCUGUAAUCAGCUGGACAUUUGUUACGACACCUGCGGGGCCAACAAAUACCGCUGCGAUGCCAAGUUCCGCUGGUGCCUCCACUCCAUCUGCUCCGACCUCAAGCGCAGCCUCGGGUUCGUCUCCAAGGUGGAAGCUUGCGAAUCCGUCGCAGACGCAGUGUUCAACACCGUCUGGACCCUGGGCUGCCGGCCCUUCAUGAACAGCCAAAGGAGCGCCUGCAUUUGCAACGAGGAAGAACGAGAUGAAUUGUGA